Messenger RNA from Hibiscus syriacus, 924 nucleotides. RefSeq names its product protein MIZU-KUSSEI 1-like. Lineage: Eukaryota; Viridiplantae; Streptophyta; Magnoliopsida; Malvales; Malvaceae. Gene Ontology annotation, biological process: hydrotropism. The record is from RefSeq and is a predicted model, not a curated record. The transcript has a single exon. Bases 32 to 838 code for a protein of 268 amino acids.
CUCACAGAAACUUUCUUGCCUUUUUUCCAAUAUGAAGACAAUCACAGCUAAGAGCCCCCACGAUUCUUCUUUCUCUUUCUCGAGACGAUAUUUCAACUGGAAAAAGAAGGUCGAAGAUGAUGAUGAUGGUGACAACGAGGAAGAAAUCCUAACGUUCAGCUCCUCGUCUCAUUUUUGUGUUGAAGCCAAGAAAGCAGAUGAGCUUCGAAUCCCGGUGCCCGGUCAAGUUUCUUUAGCUCCAGCAGCACCGAGAAAGAAACUGGCAAUCGUAUCGGUUUCUAAGCUUCGGUCAGCUCUGAGUGUGUUCGGUAAGAAUCGUUCUGUAUAUCGUUCAGGUUUAGGCACUAAAGUCAUAGGAACCCUGUUCGGAUACCGGCGUGAUCACGUUCAUUUUGCGUUUCAAGAAGAAGCAAAACUAAGUCCGGCGUUUUUAAUCCAGCUCGCAAUAUCAACUAGUGUUUUAGUCAAGGAAAUGGCCUCUGGGUUGGUUAGAAUCACCUUGGAGUGUGAAAAGAAGAUAGGGAAGAAAGGGAUGAAGCUGCUGGACGAGCCUGUUUGGCGGACUUACUGCAAUGGCAAGAAAUGUGGGUUCGCAACGAGGCGCGAGUGCGGACCCGAGGAGUGGAAAGUGUUAAAAGCCGUGGAGCCUAUUUCGAUGGGCGCCGGUGUGUUACCGGGAAGCUGCAAGGGGAAUGGAGGUGGUCCCGAAGGUGAGCUGAUGUACAUGAGAGCCAGAUUCGAGAGGGUCGUAGGGUCUAAAGAUUCGGAAGCCUUUUACAUGAUGAAUCCCGAUGGCUCCGGUGGCCCUGAACUCAGUGUUUAUCUGAUUAGAGUUUAGGGUCGUUUUGUUUUGGUGCACCAAGCUUUAGAUUUUGUUGUUAAGCAAUGAAGAAGAUGUACGUAUAGUGGAGGACCUGGAGGUUU